Messenger RNA from Dichomitus squalens LYAD-421 SS1, 510 nucleotides. RefSeq lists its product as uncharacterized. NCBI's taxonomy places the organism in Eukaryota, Fungi, Basidiomycota, Agaricomycetes, Polyporales, Polyporaceae. The record is from RefSeq and is a predicted model, not a curated record. The transcript has 2 exons. The coding region runs from base 1 to 510 and encodes 169 amino acids.
AUGAUGAAAACCGACAUAUUGUUCAGCUCUCCCGAGCUGCGGUUCUCUCGGUCACAGAAAGAGGCUAUACUGUCCUGGGGUCGCGCUCUCGGAGCACGAGACGUUCCAUCGCUGUACAAGGUCGAGAAGUUUCAGGCAGAGGCACUAGAGGCAUGCGGGAACCCGACUAAGCGGGUGCAGACGUCUUCCGGCCAUGUAUUCUAUCAGAAUUCGCUGCACCAUCAUAUCGCAAUGCAAUACGCUCACCCAGAUGUCCGUCAACAUAUCAAAGCCUAUCCUGUUUUCAGCCAAGGGAAAAUUUCGGAAGCGUUCCAUGCUUCGAAGUGGUUUGUUGACAGCCCUUCGGAGCUUGUUACUCCGAUGGUCCGGAUUGACGACCAGGACUUCUAUGUCAACGAGUUGACUUACUGCCAAGGUGACGCGUGGUGCAUUCCGCUUCGUUUCUUUGAGUUCGAAGGCAAGGGUAUGUGGGCUGUGUGUCUCAAAGUUGAGGUGACCGAGGUACGAUGA